Messenger RNA from Amorphotheca resinae ATCC 22711, 1005 nucleotides. RefSeq lists its product as hypothetical. The transcript has 2 exons. NCBI's taxonomy places the organism in Eukaryota, Fungi, Ascomycota, Leotiomycetes, Helotiales, Amorphothecaceae. The record is from RefSeq and is a predicted model, not a curated record. Bases 62 to 823 code for a protein of 253 amino acids.
UGCCGGCCCAGAACCCGUUGCCGAACUGUGGUCUUGUCUUCUUUCGCAAAGAAGGUUGGAUAUGGCUCCUGGUCGAGAACACGCCCUCGCGAUCCCAGAACUUUUGGAGAACAGCAUCGAAGGCCAGCUGGAGAGAUUUCAGCUUCAGCUCCAGAGGGGGAACAAAACUGUCGCGGGGAAGCAUCAACUACUCUCCCAAGUUCCGUGGCGAUUAUUCCUCGCAAACGUUUAUAUCUUAUACGAGCAGGAGAGGGAAGCACGACAGACGAGAAAGCGAGUGAGGAAAGAUCGCUGGCGCCCGAAAACUCCGAGCGCACGUCAAGCCACAGUGCUUGUUCUGUUUGUAGACAACCUCCUUCCUGUAUUGCUGACUGGUAUCACCAUCACUCGUCAGGAAGCUGAGGCCAAGUUUGAGCGAUGGUUACCACUCGGAAAGCGAUGGGCCAAACUUGUGCAGGCCUAUGGGCCUGCUAUCCUCUUACUUAUACCUUAUAGUCUGACUAAUGAAGGGCUUCGCACUACAGGACUCUCUGCGGUAGACGAUGCCGUAAGAUAUCUGAAUUCCUAUAGACCGUCUCUCGGGGCCGAUAUUCAUAACUUGACGCCUUUUCUUUACUCGAUAAUUGAAGAUCGGCCAUUACCAGAUCAAAAGCUGCAUCUCGAACUGCUGAUCGAGAGCCAAGUUGCAUCUGAAGAGCAUGCAACACAACCGCUGGAAGAACUAUUCAAAUUCACUGAUAAGUACUCAUACUUUAUGAGCGAGGCUGCUCCUGAUGCCUAUCAGUCCACUUUCGACGAUUUCAUCUCCUGGACGACACCAUAAGAACAGCUUAACAGUAACACGAUCAUCCCUGGCCAACUCGUCACGCGGAUGAAUGUAUCGGCUUGACUAGAGGACUAACACCUUUUACCAGCUAUGGACCCUUCCGAAAUGGACUCUUAGACAUUGAGUUUUCCGUUCAGUAACUAGAUCACUGAGUUUAAUGAAUUUAUGUACUUCCGGUC